Messenger RNA from Guyanagaster necrorhizus, 690 nucleotides. RefSeq lists its product as uncharacterized. Bases 220 to 579 code for a protein of 119 amino acids. The transcript has a single exon. NCBI's taxonomy places the organism in Eukaryota, Fungi, Basidiomycota, Agaricomycetes, Agaricales, Physalacriaceae. The record is from RefSeq and is a predicted model, not a curated record.
GGCCCGUUCUUUGCGAUCCUCGCGAUGUAUCAACCAUGCAGAAACAUUAACGAGCGCAUGGAGAUGAGAGGAUGUUGGUCGCACGCCUACUAAGUUGCCGUGUUGGGUACCUUUGGGACGACCAACUGGUCACUGGAGGAGGGCUGGUACGCUAACGAGUUUACCGGUCCUUCUUCUACCCUGGCAGAUGAGGGAGUGUCGACCGCUGACGAGUAGUUGAUGCGUUCUGUGCCACUAAUACCUCAUCCCAUCGCGUGCGCGACAGACUAUGACAUCCUUCAACAUCCUCGUCGUCUCCUGCCUCUUCUCGUUUCUCGGUCGCUUAGGACACCCGCACGCAUGCUCAUCGCUUCUGAUCUGUUCAUGAUCUCCAUCUGCGUAUCUCUCUGUGGAUAUCUAUCCUCCACACUACAUUCCUCGCAGGCUAUCAUUCUACCAUCCUAUCCCUCUCCAGCCUACAUCAUUAUUGCUAUUUAUCAUUCCUAUUCCCCGUAUACCCCUUUCUACUUGGUCUUUUUGUAUUUUCUCUUCUCUCUUCCUCUAUUCGUAAAGUUCUCGCCAAUUUGCAUUCUUCUUUGAGGACAGCCUAACAUUAUCACAUCUCUAUGUAACUCAUUUCUCUUCGGGUUCUUUGACUGUCUCCUCCUUUUUGGAUCUUUUAUUCGUGUUUUUGUGACCGUUCUUGCGAAU